UCUUAGGACUUCCUAAGGCAGGGUGAAACUGUGUCAAGUCGAUGCGAUGAGGUGCAGGGCCUGAUAAAAAGGGGCUGCAACAUGACCUUUAUCGAGAACCCCCUCGGACAGCAGGACAUUGUCCAGAACAAGUCAGUGACCAAUCGCAGCAAAGGACUGGUAGCAUUAAAACCGGAGGAAAUCACACAGGUCCAGCCCCAGAAAGUCAACCUCACCCUCCGAUCUGGUGAGCCCCAGUCUUUUGAGCUGAAGUUUAAAAGAGCAGAAGAUUAUCCCAUCGACCUGUACUACCUGAUGGACUUGUCCUAUUCUAUGAAGGAUGAUCUGGAGAAUGUAAAGAACCUGGGGACCAGCCUGAUGGAAGAGAUGCAAAAGAUCACCUCUGACUUCAGGAUAGGUUUUGGGUCCUUUGUGGAGAAGACAGUCAUGCCUUACAUCAGCACCACUCCAGCCAAGCUGCUAAACCCUUGCACCGGCGACCAGAACUGCACCAGUCCGUUCAGCUACAAGAACGUGCUGCCACUCACUAGCGACGGAAACAUGUUCAACAACCUGGUGGGUGUGCAACAGAUCUCUGGGAACCUGGACUCUCCUGAAGGGGGCUUUGACGCCAUCAUGCAAGUGGCUGUCUGUGGGGAGCAGAUUGGCUGGAGGAAUGUAACCCGCCUGCUGGUGUUUUCCACUGACGCCGGGUUCCACUUUGCUGGGGAUGGCAAGCUGGGUGGCAUUGUGCUGCCCAACGAUGGGAAAUGCCACCUAGAGAACAACGUUUACACAAUGAGCCACUACUAUGACUACCCCUCCAUCGCUCACCUGGUUCAGAAGCUGAGCGAUAACAACAUUCAGACCAUUUUUGCCGUUACAGGAGACUUCCAGCCGGUUUACCAGGUCCAUUUUAACAUCAGCAUCACCUCUAAGGGUUGUCCAAACAAUGGAAAGCCUGAGAUCAUCAAGGUAAGGCCCCUGGGGUUCACCGAGGAGGUCGAGAUCACCCUCAACUUCAUCUGUGAGUGCGACUGCCACCAUCAACGCAUAGAGAAUAGCCCAGACUGCCACUUUGGUAACGGAACCUACGAGUGUGGCGCCUGCAGGUGCAAAGACGGCCGCGUGGGCAGGAAGUGCGAGUGCAGCAGCAACGACGUGGCCACAGAGGACAUGGACCGGACCUGCCGCAAAGACAACGGCACCGACAUCUGCAGCAACAAUGGAGAAUGCGUGUGCGGCACGUGUGAGUGCAAGACAAGAGAAAACCCAGAGGAGAGGUACAGCGGCCAGUUCUGCGAGUGCGAUAAUUUUAACUGCGACCGCUCCGGGAACAAACUCUGUGGAGGGCACGGAAAAUGCGUGUGCAGGAAGUGCGUCUGUGACCCCAUGUGGAACGGAACGGCCUGCGACUGUUCUCUGGACCAGAGCACGUGUCUGGCCAAAAACAAGCAGAUCUGUAACGGCAGAGGACGGUGCGAAUGCGGCACCUGCAAGUGUGAUGAUCCUAAAUUCCAGGGCUCGACGUGCGAAAUGUGCCCCACCUGUCCCGGAGUCUGUGCUGAACACAAAGACUGCGUGGAGUGCCGGGCGUUUGGCACUGGGGAGAAGAAGGAAACGUGUCAGAAAGAAUGCAGCUACUUCACCUUGUUUAAAGUGAAAAGCAGGGAAAAGCUACCCCAACCCAACGACGGUGCCUACCCCAUCGGUCACUGCAAAGAGAGGGACGCCAACGACUGCUGGAUGUACUACACAUACAGCGUCACCAACAACACAGAGAACGUGGUCUACGUCUUGGAGGAGCCUGAUUGUCCCACCGGCCCAGAUAUCAUCCCCAUUGUGGCAGGCGUGGUCGCCGGUAUCGUUCUGAUAGGCUUGGCACUCCUGCUCAUCUGGAAGCUGCUUAUGAUUAUCCACGACAGGAGAGAGUUCGCCAAGUUUGAGAAGGAGAAGAUGAACGCCAAGUGGGAUACGGGUGAAAAUCCUAUCUACAAAAGUGCCGUCACGACUGUGGUCAAUCCUAAAUAUGAAGGCAAAUGAUGACCUGCUGAAACGUCUUGAACUGUUACUUCAACUAUCCAACAGCUGUUGCAUUUACCGCUGGUUUGGGGUCCGGCCGAAGAGAGCGGUGGAAAAAUUUAUGCAUUUGUCUCGUCGCUUCGUCAUAACAUUGUAUCACCUGCCCACAGCAUCUCUUUUUUUUUUCUUUUUUACUAACACGUAUGACUUAUACCCAUGUGUUGUAUUGUUGUGUACAGUGUAUGUUGUGUGUACAUACUCAGAGAAACUGAAGUGGGUGUUUCUUUCCUGCUGACGGACUGGUCCUAUCGGAAUUUGAAGCCCAUGGAUUUAGACGAACGACUUCUUCAGCUUCUGCUUGUCUUCGCGUUUUUUCUCACAAACUCCUGUUUGAUACGUCACUUUUGAGCCGUAGCCGCACAGCUUUUUAUGUAUAUUUAGAGAACAAUUGCAAUAAGAUAUUCUGAACAAUGUCGAACAGCUUUCAGUUUAAGCCGGACGCUUGCCGUGAAACAGCAGAUAAUACAGCGGUUGUAAAUUUGGUUUUGAGUUAAGAUGUGAUAUAAGAUUUUAUCGUGCUCUGAUAGAAAGAAGUCAAAACACUCAGAAAGAGUACUAUUACUAUUUUUAUGCAGUUUUUAGAUAGCCUUAUAUCAUAAAGGGAUUGUAAACCACUUGUUAAAACAAUGAAUUUGCAGCAAUUUUAAACAAUCAAAGGAUUUCUUUACCUGUUAAACUAGAGAUACAAAUAUGUUUUUUUUUUCCUGCAUUCACUUUUAUCCUCAGGUCCCUUGUGUUUUCAUGUCAGUCGCGCUAAAUUUAUGCUUGUUUUUUAUGCUAGUUUUAAUAUUAUUCACACUGAAAGACAGAAAAUGUCACAAGAAUGACCCCAGAAAUGUGCUCACACCCAAAUGCCUCUAAAUUCCACACACAGGCCUUUUACAACGUUGCUUUCAAAGUGCCUUUCUUUUUUUAUUUGAUUUUAUGAUCAUAUUCAACUCAGUGCUGUUCACAAGAUAUUUAUUAAAUACACCAAAAAAAGUGUA
Molecule: messenger RNA, 3047 nt
Organism: Cyprinodon variegatus (sheepshead minnow)
Lineage: Eukaryota; Metazoa; Chordata; Actinopteri; Cyprinodontiformes; Cyprinodontidae
Product: integrin beta-1-like
Exons: 11
Coding region: 82-2022 (646 amino acids)
Biological process (GO): cell-matrix adhesion; cell adhesion mediated by integrin; cell migration
Cellular component (GO): cell surface; focal adhesion; integrin complex
Molecular function (GO): fibronectin binding; collagen binding involved in cell-matrix adhesion; C-X3-C chemokine binding
Source: RefSeq, a predicted model, not a curated record